AUGGGUCGCAGAAAAUCGAAAAGACAAGCACCGACUAGAAGGAAGGCGAUUGAACCACUCGAUCAGCAAUUUAAUUGUCCGUUUUGCAAUCAUGAGCAGUCUUGUGAAGUAAAAAUGGACAAAGGUCGAAAUACUGCGAAGAUUUCAUGCAGAGUUUGCAAGGAGGAUUUCCAAACGAAUAUAAACAUACUUUAUGACCCAAUCGACGUUUAUAACGAUUGGAUAGAUGCUUGUGAAUUGGCCAAUUGA
Nicrophorus vespilloides is the source of this 249-nucleotide messenger RNA. RefSeq names its product transcription elongation factor 1 homolog. The transcript has 2 exons. Bases 1 to 249 code for a protein of 82 amino acids. Gene Ontology annotation, biological process: transcription elongation by RNA polymerase II. Lineage: Eukaryota; Metazoa; Arthropoda; Insecta; Coleoptera; Silphidae. The record is from RefSeq and is a predicted model, not a curated record. Gene Ontology annotation, cellular component: transcription elongation factor complex. Gene Ontology annotation, molecular function: RNA polymerase II complex binding.